CAGUCUUCAUCGGAACACUAAGGCCCUUUUUUUUUAAUCAUCAUCACCAACAACAACUAUUUCUCUCUUUCUACGAGGGAUUUACACUUUGAUCAUUCGUUUGGAAUCUGUAACGAUGAAGCUCCUAGUAAUCUUCUGCAUUACCGUUGCAGUCGUACUCGCUGCAUCCGAAGACGACAAAAAAGAACCGGAACGACCUAAAACAUUCAGAAGGCUCAUACCUGCCGAUGUUCUUCGUGAUUUCCCCGGCAUGUGUUUUGCUUCAACCAGAUGCGCAACCAUAGAACCAACUAAAACUUGGGAGCUUUCACCUUUCUGUGGUAGAUCAACUUGCGUACCGGCCGAUGACAAUUCUGGUCGUCUUUUCGAAUUGGUAGAAGAUUGUGGACCAUUACCCAAGGCCAAUCCAAAAUGCAAACUUUCCGAUAAGACUAAUAAGACCGCAAGCUUCCCAGACUGUUGUCCAAUUUUCGAAUGCGAGGAUGGAGCUAAAUUAGAAUACCCAGAGAUUCCAACUUUGGCACCACCUACGGAAAUCAUUGAAGUUGAAAAAGUGGCUGAAACGACAACGGCAAAAGCUUAAUUAUCAAUGAUUACUUUCUAUUGAUAUAUUUUUUUUUAAUUCUACCCUUUUUUAUAUUUUAUUUUAUUUGUAUGAUUUUUGUUUUAUUCGAAAGCGAAUAACACAUUUUAAAGCUCUCUUUUCUUCUCUCUUUUAAUCACGCCCGAUUUCUAAUUAGUAUUAACAGCAUCAUAGCCAUCGGAUAAUGGCGAAAUAAAUCGUAAUAGUGCCGCGAAUAAUUGGUUCCUGGCAACUGGUUAACACAACUUGUAUCAUUAAUUUUACUUGCAAAUCUCUUUAUGGAACGUUACUUUCACUUCGAUUCCGGGUUAUAAAACUAUCGAUCAAGACUCUCGAAUAAGGCGCAUCCGAGAAACCUUUAGACGCUUUCGUCUAAAAUAUCAGAGGACACCGAGAUCAUUAAUUCCUUUUUUUUUUGUUUUCUUUUUUGUUUUUAAUCUUAAUAUCUGCUCAAUGAUUAACUGCGUUACGCUUUGCUAGUUCGUCAUGGUUCAAACAUAACGUGAUCGUACUUUUUAUAUAUUUAAUGCUCCCGUGCACGAUAAUUUUCGCCAAGCUUGCAUUUGUCGAUCCUAAUUUCCUUA
This is a messenger RNA of Polistes dominula (European paper wasp), 1167 nucleotides long. RefSeq lists its product as uncharacterized. Lineage: Eukaryota; Metazoa; Arthropoda; Insecta; Hymenoptera; Vespidae. The record is from RefSeq and is a predicted model, not a curated record.